Ostertagia ostertagi is the source of this 357-nucleotide messenger RNA. The record is from the annotation of a GenBank genome assembly. Lineage: Eukaryota; Metazoa; Nematoda; Chromadorea; Rhabditida; Trichostrongylidae.
GUUGAUCUCAGUGGCACUGACGACGCUUCUAUAUUCGAUACUUGUCCAUUGAAAAUAUACAAUCAUCUAGAUCCACAACUGCGCCAAUUUCACAACCCGCAGUACAAUCCCAAAGCGGGCUGUACACUGUACGAACCUCUCACGAUCUUAGAAAACGGGACGUUGAGAACUACGGAGAAAGCGAAAGGCUACAAGUGUAUUUACAAUGAUCACGAUACUAAAUACAUAGCUGAUCCAUGGAUCAUUCUUCCAUCUGAAGAGCCAUUCAGGUGUGACAUAAUCGAGUCACAGUGCAGCAAUGGCAUUUCAUUCUCAAGUAAUGAGUCAUACCUUCACAUGCAGAUCUACGAAACUGGG